Diospyros lotus (date-plum) is the source of this 1570-nucleotide messenger RNA. RefSeq lists its product as uncharacterized. The transcript is spliced from 2 exons. Lineage: Eukaryota; Viridiplantae; Streptophyta; Magnoliopsida; Ericales; Ebenaceae. Bases 76 to 1221 code for a protein of 381 amino acids. The record is from RefSeq and is a predicted model, not a curated record.
UCAGAUUACAAGUCCCUCUUCUGUUUCCCGUGGGUGACCAUCUCAUUUACUUCUCUCUCUCUCUCUCUCGCUAUCAUGAACGACUCAGAGAGUUCAACCUCCAAGUGCUUCCAUGGCGUUCUCCGCCGGCUUCUCUGCACCGGCAGCCUCCAAACCCACCCCUCCGAUCUCAUCCCCGACGCCAAUGACACAGCGAAAUCCCAUCACCACCCUCCAGAAAAAGAUCCGACAAUGGCGGCCAAGCCGCAAGCUCCAGCGACGCCAGGAAUAGUGGCGAGGCUUAUGGGUCUAGAAUCGUUGCCGGAGAUCAACUGGAGCCCGGAAUCAAGAAGACGCACCACUCUCGACUCGUUCCUGCGAAGCAAGUCGGCGAACUCCAUCGAGUUCUUGCCGGAAUUUGAUCGGACCCGAGGACACCACCGGCGGGUCAGAACGUCGAUGUCUUUCCGCGAAGUCCCGACCUUUCUGCAGCAGCAUCAGAGCCACGACUUCUUUGUUCUAUGCUUCGAGAAAGUCGGCCAAAGCCAUAGAAUGAGCUUGAGUGUCGAGCAUUUGGCGGAGAAGAAGAAGAAGUUCGUUCAGAAGAAGGUAAAUGGAGAAAACAUGAAAUUUCAGCGGAGGAAGGAAGAGCCAACUGGGUUUCAUGGUAAAUCUUCUCGAAAUCUUGGAAAUGCUAAUUUAAGCGAUAGAAACAAGAUCGUUCAUGGAAAAGACAGUGAACAAAAUCUGAAGACAAGAGUUGCAGUGAAGCCGAUGAAUCAGAGGAAGAAGAACAGAAACUCAACGAGGAAAAUUAAACCCAUUUGCAGCUCGGAGAAUUCAUUUCCAGUUUCAGUUCUUGAUGUCACCAACCAUCAGAUUAUUUCAGCGGAAGAAUCCAGGGCACGAGCCUCGAAUUCAAGGAGGAAACCCAAACCUUCAUCGAACCCAUCUCCGAAUUCCAGUCGAACUUUCAUAGCGGAUGAUCAUGCACUGAGAGUAAGGAAGAGAAACAGAAUGAGAAAACCCAAGAACCAGGAGCACGUGGUGGACGUGGUGAGUGAAAUUUUCAGGCUCACAGAAGAAGAAAUAAUGGAGGAUUCGAGCUGGGUGGCGGCGAAAUCAGGCGUCAAAUACGGAGACGUGGAAGAGAUUUGCAGAGAGCUUGGGCAACAAAUUCUUGAGCUGCUGGUAGACGAAGUUGUACGUAUUGACUGUAAUUCUGUGAAGAUUUGGGAAUAAACAAAGAGUGAGAAGCGAAGCGAUGAUCAGAUUGUGGUGUGAAAGCGGCUUGCCGACAUAUUGCAGGCUGUUGUUUCGUUUCAGCGCCUAGAAAUCAGAAAUCGCCUUAAGUCUCACGUUGGUCUAUGCUCGUGCUUGUGACUUUGGCAUGCACUCGUGUUCAAUUAUUUAUGUCUCUUUCUGAACCGGCAGUAGCACAAACACAAUAAGAGAUUUAUGUUUUUGUAAAAUUUAUACCAGUGCCGACUACUGCACUAACCAUUAACCAUUUUUAACUGAGGCUUGGUUUGGUGGAAAAAUUGUUAGGUGAAGUGAUGUUUUAUAUUAUACUGCUUGUGAAUUACAAGGC